GUUCACUUUCACUUUGCAGGAAAGUUUAAAAGCUGGUUUUUGCGUCCCACCCCCUUCCCAUCUCUGACACAGCCAGGGGCAAAAGUCUCUGUGAAUGAACAGACCUCGGCAGGAAGGGAAAGUGAAAGCUGAUUGGGGAGGGGAGGCAGCCGAUACAACCGCAGCAGGAGAAGGAUUUCAGAGGGAUCCACCAUGGCAAUGAGCGGGGAGGGGGAUCCUUCCGGCCAGCGAGAGGGGAUCCUGCAGCAGUUCUACGCCGACAGAGUCUUCCUGUCCGGAGACAAAGGCUGGAGGGUCGGGAAGAAUUUCUUCGUGGUAAAAAGCAUGGUGGAGAAGAUGGUAAAAUGGGCCUAUGAAUCCAGCACCGGGCUCUACCCCAACGACCCCAUCCCGGUCGGCAGCCACAGGGAAGGGCUGCACCUUCAAGUGGAGGGGAGUUCCAACGGUUUCGACUUCCUCAUCCCCGCGAGGUAUAACCCCAAGCUGGCGCUCGCAAGUGGGGGCAUCGCCAAGGAGCCUGGCAGCUAUGAAAAGAAGCUGCCCACCUACAUUUUCCGCGAGCAAGGGCUGCCCGUGUUUCGCUGGGGCACCAAAGUCCUUGUGGACCUCGAGGCUUUCGGGGAGAUGUACGUGGAAGUCCACUGCCACCGGCAAGCGGAGCGCCUGGCGGACGAGGACGACGAGGAAGACCUGGAUUUCUUAGAUGAGUGCAAGGUAGAUUUCGACAGAGCGGCAUCAUCACCAUGGUUAUUUUGAUGAUGAUGAUUAGGUAGUUUAUAUACUACUUCUACUUCAAAAAAGACUUUAAAGCAGUUUAGGACAUUAGAAAAGUAUCACACAUAAGUACAAAAAAAAAGUGAACUAAAAAUAAGCAUUUUGAUGUGGUACAAAACAAUUAAGUAAAAUCCUCAUGAAAAUCAAUAUGAACUAGAACUACUAUCAUACAUUAUCAUUAACUUGGUGGAACUUCUGAGACCUGAAUGUUCAGUGCACAUUUUAAGUCAGUUUUCUGAUUUGAUUGUUUAACUUGAUUUAUUGGUAUUGUGCCUUUUAUACUGUGAAGCCACCUAGAGACGGGCAGAACAAUCCAAGCUAUGGGAAGCUGGUAAAAUUUCUACUGUCUUAAAUGAUGCCAGCUUAAGUUAGGCGGGUGUAGUCUGAGGUUGUGCUUUAUGCUGGCGUGAGCACAGCCAGGGAGUGUGGGUUUUACACUGGUGUAGCCCCCAGCUCAGCUAAGACCCGCUGAAUCCACACCUCAUCCUCCUGGUGGAUCUGGGGUUUCCAUUCUCCAACUCAAGAGGAUGCAAAAUCCAGUGACCCGCUUUGUUUUCUCUUUGUCCAGGAGAGCCUCAGCCACCACCACCUGGACCCUGUCCAAAUCUUGGAGGACUUUCACCGACAUAUAGAAAUCGCUUUGGACCCAGGUACAGCCAUGGCAGCGCAGGUGGUGUGCUAACAUUUCCUUUGGUCCGAGGGUUGCUUGAGAGAGGGGCAAAUUGAACUCCCAAACCUGUAGUUAGUUAGUUAGUCACACACACACACACACACACACACACACACACACACACACACCCUCCCCCCCGUUAUAGCAUGCUAUUCUGUAAACCUCAUAAUCCGAUUCCUCAGAUACCUGGACUUACAGGUGCUUUUCCUCUAAGGAGACCUGGCAGCCAUCCUAAAGAAAUUCAGGUUGCCGCCUUUGUUCUGAACACGUACCCUAUAUUUAUGCAACAGGCUUAAUAUCAUAUCACCACACUGAGAUAAGCUGCACCUGUUAUAAUGAAUUUCCACUUGUCAUGUAAUUAAAAGCAGAGCAAUCCUUUUUAGGAAACAAUGAUUGAGUAGGGGUUUGGGAGCCUGAAUGUCAGGCCAUUCGCAAUUCUCCAUUAACUUAUUUUCUCGAACUUUUCUUUCCUGCCUUCCCAGAGUGCACCCAUCCCCGGCAAAAUGGUAAGCCCAAAAACAUGUAGAAAUUAUUUUCCCAUUGGGAGAAGCCAUUUGCAAGGGGGGCUGGAUUUGGCCUACGGUUGUUUAUUUCCAAAUACUUAGCAGCAUUCCUUGAAUUUCCCCCUUGACCAUUAGAUCCUGUUUUCCGGCAAAAACUCUUCCGUUCCCGUGUACCCAAGAUAGACAACUGGAUGAGACGUGAGUCUAUUUUUGAGACGUAUGUUUAUUGCCAAUUCCCUCAAAUGUAAAAACAUCAGAGUGAGUUCUGUCCUUGCCAACACCUUCCUUCAAUAAUUAACCGGUCAGAUAUGAAUAUAUUUUAAAAUUCCAUUGCAAGAGCUCUGUGGACAGAAUAUGACCUCUUCUGGAGUGGAGGCAGGUAACCAGAUCGCAGAUCUGCCACCUAUCCUUCUGUAUAAGGGACAGACUUUAUACUUAAAUAAAAAUAUUUCUGAUCACCUAGCCUUUUAGAUUCUUGGGAGAGUAACAAGACUGCCUUGCUAUUAUUUAUGUUUGCUUGUGUUUCUAUUACUGUUGUAAUGCCAUGACUGGUUUACCAUUAAGAUUUAUAGGCUGCACACUGCUGUAGGUAUUCCCAAAACCCUAAAGAAAGGCACUGAAGAAAUGAAAAAUGCAAUAACUUUAUUGUUCCUUCCCCUUGAUUCCUGGGGGCAAUCAUGCUUUGUCUGUGCCCUAUGCAGAGAACAUCACACUGGAGGCCCUGAAUUUGGAGAGUCCUGCCAUCCAGCUGGUUUUCCUUGAAGGGACGGAAACUGUCCCAGUGAAGCUGGUGCCUGCCAUCCAGGGAGCCUUCAAGCUCUCCAACCAGUGGCUGAGAGAAGACCUGGCCCACCUUUCCGAAUGGUGGGAUGGGGACCUGGCCAACGAAAAGAAAAGCUUUCUCCGGAAAGCAGCCGUCGUUCAGGAAGUUGGACCAGAGCUGAUAGCCAAGGGAGGAUUUUGGAGGUAAAAAAAAGUAAACAAACUUAGCAGCCGAGAAGGAGCAAAGGAAUAGUUACCCUCUGGUGGGAAAGCAGAGCUUGGGAUGAAUUCAGAAAAGGGGUUUCCCCCCACAAAAGGCCUUUUGUCUUAAGGCAAGAUAUGUUAAGCUUCCACUGAAAUAUCAAACCUUUCUUUCUAAUAUAAACCUUUCUUUUUAAUACCAUCUUAUUUCUGUCUCCUGCAGUAACAAUAGGAGCUAAGAGGGCUAUUAAGAGUUCAUCCAACUAAGGAACUGUUUGCUUUCCCAUAAACACGGUGUUCUAAUGUAGCCAUUCUCUCUCUGGGCCCAGACUCUCUUUCAGCCAUGCCGAGACUGUGAUUCUUGAGGACGUUGACGCUGAUGGCGGGCAGAGGGCGGCAGCUUUGAGACUGCUUAAGUUUGUCAACGUGACAAAAUGGACGCCAGAGUACGGCAAAAUCUUGACUUCCUACCAUCUCAAGGUGAACCUCCCUAUUAAAUUCUGCACUGACUGGUGAGGUAAAAUAAGCGAAAUGCAAUCAGUGCUAUCUAUUGCCAGGCCAGUGUUUACCAUCCCCUCAGGGGCCUCUUUCACACACUUGGAACCUGUUAUCAAGGCCCUUAUAUUUGCUUCUAGUCAAAAUGGAGGAAAACGUAGCCAAGGAGUCAGCAAUAUGAUGCCCUCCACAUUCCUUUUUCCCAAUCUCCUGAAGCACACCAGAACUGCCCAUACUGUUGAACCUCUAAGAGCCACAAAGACCUAACAUUUCCCUCCUCUCUUCCUCUUGCAGACCGUUUUGCUGUGGUGCUGUGAAAUCUACCCGCAGAAGGAACAGUGGGAGACUCUACUGUCCUCCCUGGAAGCCCUCCUGAGGCUCCUACGCCAUACCCUUGCCAAGAGAAACCUCCCGCACUACUUCCUGCAGUCCGUCAACCUCUUCAGCAGGCGCUACAAAUCCAGCAGCUCCACCUAUGGCCCCUUGGCCUUGGAGGUCCUGUGCCGUGAGGUCGAAGCGAUGCUGGCUGACCCCAUGGGAUACCUUCUGCCGGAUCCUGAACGGCAGGACCACUGCGCCAGCAGAGAGUUUGAGGAGAAGAUGGCGGACCUCCGGGAGUUUAAAGAAAGUCACCGGGAAGAUCUGAAGGAGCUGAAAAGAAUGCAGGAUGAGCAUAUGUAUGAGGAGGUGGAAAUAUCUGAAGCGUAAAGGCCAAGUCCUGUGUGAAGGACUAGAAAUCCAGAAAAGCGUUGUUCCACGCAGCAUAGAACUGGCCAUUCUGCCAUAGCUUUCCCACAAUACCAGAUUCCAGACCUCAUGACCACAGAGGUAAAAAACUGAAUAGUAUUUGGGCAAAGUCAGACGAAAGAUCACAGAAGGGUGCCAUACAGGGAGGACAUCUGAACCGCUCCUUGACAUUUUUGCCCACCUGCUCCCAUCAGCUCCAUAUGAGUCAUUGCGGUGUGAUGGCUUGCCAGGAUGAGGAACCUAUAGCCUUCCAUAUGCUGUGGGACUAAAACUUCCAGCACUCCAGGCCAGCACUGCCAAUGGUCAGGGAUGAUGGGAGUUGUAGUCCACCUGGCUGGAGGGCCCUUGAAUCCCUGUCCCCAGGCUUGAGUGCUGGACUGGAGAGACCCAAGUUCAAGUUCUGCCACAAAGCUGAACAUUGUGUCAGCCAUCGCCUCUUGGAUUCACCCACCUUACACAAGAUUUUUGAGAGAAGAAGGGAACUCUGUAUGCUUCCUCAAAUGAAGGACAGGACGAAGACAUAGCAACAAACAUUCCGAGGGCAUCCAUAUUUCAGUCUUAAAAAAAUUGUUUUAAUGCAUUUAACUCGAAAUAGAUUUAACAGCUUCUUGCCUGUGAUGUAAGGUUUAUCCUGACUGUGGAAUUGGGGGUUGCUAGUUACAAUAAACACAGUUCCCAAUUCCUUUCAUUUUUUACCACAACUUUAAAACCCAUGAAGUUCAUGCCCAAGCAGGUCCAGGGGUUUCUUUUUCCUUAGUGAAGAGCCUCCUUUUCCCAACUGACAGUCCAGCUAGCUGUGGCUCACGCAUCCCUGAACGUAGCAGCCUGUCGAGUGGGGCUGCCUGUCCUGCCCAGGCACUCCUUGAACAGCACCAGUUUAUGGAAACGGAAUCGUCCGAGCCUUAAGAGAAGGUGAGGGAAAAGGCCCGGUAACCAAAGUUGGUGAAGACGUCGAUGCGGUGGCUGCUUCCGGCAGCUGUCAGCACCUGAUGGCGAAGAGGAAGGGAAGAUGAGAGGGAAGAGGUUUAUCAGGUAUGGGGCGGCGGAAGGCCCACCCACUGCCCCACCUGCUCUGCUUCUAACCUUGCCCACCCCCUCUUUCUUGCUUUGCUCUCUACCACCACCAGCCACGGAAACAAAACCAUUGUUCUGUCCAGCAGAAAACAGCAAGUACUCAAGCCCAGGGAUGAGGAACCUCAGGGCCAGGGACCACAUCCAGUCCUCCAGGUCUCUGAUCCUUGGGAUUCUCCCUGGGCCACAUUCCUUCUCCAGCCACACACCUCCUUCCCAGGCCAGGCCCUCAGUGGGUCCUGCUUUGCACCCUUCCCUGAGUGAUUUGUUUUAUUUUAUUUUAUUGCCUGGCUGGGAAUUCUGACAAAGCCUCGUUUGCCUGGAGGGGAGUGUGAGUGCGUGUAGGAAUUAGCCUAGGGUGCUAAGGUAAGGUUUACAUUCCUUGCCCCCACCCCAACUUUUUGUCUCUAGUCCUGCCCCUGCAUAUGACCCUCAGAAUGUUGCUUAGAAGGGACCCCUGGAUUGCAAAAGGUUCCCACCCCAGUCCUAAUAAAAGAACAUCUUCUCCCACAUGCCUCUGCCUACCCCCAGUCAGAUCUCUGACGGAGGCCGAGGAACGCAGAACUGGCAAGUAUGCAGGGCAGGGCCUUCUGGGUUGUGGCACCCAGACUGGAGAACUCCCUCUCUUGUGGAGCACAUAUGGCUCCCUUUCUGCUGCUAUUUCAACACCUCCGUUCAACCUCUUAGGUUCAAUGGGCCUAUGGCCCACCCCCUUAUUAUUGUCUGGUUCUCCAGUGUGGUUUUGGUUUCUGUGCCACGGAUAUCACUUCAGGUUUGGGGGUUUGUUUUUUAACAUACUUUUCCCAAGAUAAUUUGCCGUUUACUCAUAGCCGUGUUUUAAAUUUGGUUUGUCAGCUGCCUUGAGAGAUUUCCACUUUGUAGGGAUAUAGUUGUUUUCAUUUGCCGGGGGCGAGGGUCCCACAAACUCGCCAUUUGGCGGUCCAGACCUCUGGGUUUCUACAAACUGAAGCCCAAAUUCACUACUUCUGCAGGUCCAACCCCAAGUGACAACCCACCUCUCAUUCACCAAGCCCCCUCUUGCUCCUUGGAAGCUUGGCACAUUCUUAUUUCAGCCCCCUCCCCCACGUCCACAGUCCUACUUGCCAAAGCUAAGCCCUGCCCCUUCCAAGCAGAAUUCCAGCCGCCUCCCUUUGCAGGCCAGACACCCUCCUACCUCCCUCCUGCCGCCCAGGAGCUUACCUUGUGCUCUGGCGAGUGUUCGUUGAUGGAAAGAGAGUGGAUGCAACGUGGGAUGCAAGGGAUUUGUGCCUUCACUUCCCCACUGAUCUGUAAAUGGUUAAUGGUGGGGCUGUGGCCAGCCGAGAGAAUCUGCGGAAGACAGAUCAUCAGGGAAAGAGGGCGCUGAGUGAAAGGGCGGGUUGAAUAGCUGUCAACCUUCCCUUUUUUUGCAGGAAAUUCCCUUAUUCCAGAGCCAUUUCCCGCUGCUAUCCCGGAUUGUUAGAUAUCCCGUAGACUGUCCCCGGGAUAGCUGAGGCUGCUGGUCCCUUAUUUUCGAGGAUGCUGAUCCCUUAUUUUCAAAUCUGAAAGUUGACAGCUAUGGCGGGUGGCAAUGAAACCAUUUUUAUGAAGAAUAAAAAAUUUGGCACAAAAGGGAAGAGCAAAGGAAGGGGAAAUAAGACUGGUUGGAUGAAGGAAUAACAACAAAGGAGCAGGGGGAAGAGAUGCAGGAAUCAAGGGAAUGAGGAAGCCAGUGAGAUGGGAGGCUAUGUGGCCCUCAACCCCUGGGGGGAUGACUCACCAAGUCCUGGUAGAACAUGACUUGUUGCUGACACUGGGGCACGGGGAAUAUCGUGGUAGGUGUGACGGACCGCAGGUGCCACAGAGUGAGCGCUGGGCCUCCACCACACACCUGUGGAAGGAGAAACAGGAAAAGGGUUGGAGAGAUCUUAAACCAGGAAGUCAGGGCGCUCCAUACUAGGGCCAGGGCCUGGUCUAAGGUGAGUCACAACAGCAGCCACCAUGCAAACCUAAGGGAAACAUUAAGAAAUGGGUCCCUCAAAUUCACGUUAAAGGGCCAUCCCAGAUCUGAAAAAGUGGAAGACUGCCUUAGGGAACCCACAACCUGCCGAUGACAAAAGCUCUCUGCAAGAGCCCUUUUGCUGACCCAGUGCACCAAACACUUGUCCAUUGCAAAUGUCAGCAGCCCCCCUUGCUUCCAAGGCCAGUUUCAGAAAAUAGGGGCAGAACAGGGAGCUCCAAAGAAAGGGGAAGCCAACGUCUCUGGACGUCCCAUGCGACAUUCGAGAACAGCAAGGCUCAGUGAACAACCUCCUCCUUCCCUCCCAGACUGCUGCACUCCAGCUCAAUAAAUUUUGGGAUAUUUAAGCUGUUCUCUUUCUGCAGCCAAGAGUCAAUGAACUCACCAUCCAGUCGGACUCGGUUGCCAGGCAACGGAUCCACUUCCCGUUCUGCGGCCUGUUGCAUUCCUAAGGGAGUUGAGGGGAGCAUUAGGGGAAGGUGGCCGAAGGAAGCAAUGGUUAAGUGGUGAAGCUGGUUAUCGAAAAUGAGUAAGGGCUCCAUUUCCUCAAAGGUUUUUCUUCAAUAAAAUAUGAGAUCGCAAGUGUGAGGUUGUCUCCCGUUAAUAUAGGUUCCUAGUUUUUAUUAGGGGUUGUUUUGAGGAGUUGCAAACACUUUGAUAAUAACAGCAGCUUAGUUUGCAUAUUUUUCUCUACUUUGUAAAUUAUUUUUAAAAUUUCUGGAUAGAUGGAGAAUGGAAGAAUGUGGAGGGAUAGGAAGGCACUGUGUUCCCUGGGGCAGAGGGAAAUGGGAUAAAACUGCAAUACCUCAUAAGGUUAUCUAAAAGGGUUUAAUCCUGGAUGGUGAUUUUGAAAUGGGCUAUUAAUCUUUCUCAUUGCUGCUAAGAUCAGUAUAGUGGUCAAUUAGACCACUAUUUAUCUGAGUGGUUUCAUAAAACGUGGAAUAUAAUAGCUCCAUUAUCUAAACUGACAUAUUACAGGAGAAUGCAUAAAUAACAACAGCCAACCUAAUCUAUGGAACAACAGUUUGUUUAUGAUGUUUUGGAAUGACAAACCUCAGGAAAAUAUCCAGUCAUAUACUUAAUUUUGCUUUAUUAUAACUAAUCUUUUAUUGUUUGUUUUCCUUUAUGAUUAUUGUUUGAUGCCUUCUUACAUUAAAAAUAAAGUUGUUGAUGAUGAUGAU
Podarcis lilfordi (Lilford's wall lizard) is the source of this 8403-nucleotide messenger RNA. The record is from the annotation of a GenBank genome assembly. Lineage: Eukaryota; Metazoa; Chordata; Lepidosauria; Squamata; Lacertidae.